This is a messenger RNA of Vicia villosa (hairy vetch), 1590 nucleotides long. RefSeq names its product amino acid transporter AVT6C-like. NCBI's taxonomy places the organism in Eukaryota, Viridiplantae, Streptophyta, Magnoliopsida, Fabales, Fabaceae. Gene Ontology annotation, molecular function: amino acid transmembrane transporter activity. Bases 67 to 1365 code for a protein of 432 amino acids. Gene Ontology annotation, biological process: amino acid transmembrane transport. The record is from RefSeq and is a predicted model, not a curated record. The transcript has 5 exons.
GUAACAUUCAAUUACUCAUUUAACAAACUCCACUUUUCUUUCCAACUCAAAAACUCCACCGCCGGAAUGUCAUUGUCAGCCGGAGUUCACAUCCCGCUUUUGCCGGGAUCAAAAUCGGCGGUGGAGCAUGGCACCAUACCUGGCGCGGUAUUCAAUGUCGUUAAUUCCAUAAUUGGAUCUGGAAUCAUGUCACUUCCGGCGAUCCUAAAAGUUCUCGGAGUGUUUCCUGCUCUGGUUGUCAUUCUGAUCGUGGCGGUGCUGGCUGAAAUCUCCGUCGACUUUCUCAUGCGUUUUUCGGACGCCGGAAUAAAGCCAACAUACGCGAGUGUGAUGAAGGAGGCUUUUGGAUCCGUUGGAGGAUUAACCACUAAAGUUUGUAUCAUUAUUAACAACUUUGGAGGUGCAAUUCUGUUACUUAUUAUAAUCGGGGAUGUUCUAUCUGGAAAGAAAAGUGGAGAUGAAGUGCAUUUGGGAAUUUUGCAACAGUGGUUUGGAAUUCACUGGUGGAAUUCCAGAGAAGUUGCUCUUCUCAUCACCUUGGUUGUUGUUAUGCUUCCAUUGGUCUUGUACAAACGUGUAGAAUCCUUGAAGUACAGUUCUGCAAUAUCAACUCUUCUUGCUGUGUCAUUUGUUGCCAUUUGUUCUGGGUUGGCUAUUGUUGCUUUGGUGCAAGGAAAAACACAAACUCCUAAAUUGGUUCCUACAUUAGACAACCAGAAAUCUUUCUUUGAUUUGUUCACUGCAGUUCCUGUUGUAGUCACAGCAUUCGCAUUUCAUUUCAAUGUGCAUCCAAUUGGAUUUGAGCUCGCAAAGCCAUCUGAUAUGAAAAUAGCCGUUCGAAUAGCAUUAAUGUUUUGUGCUGUUAUCUACUUUACUAUUGGUUUAUUCGGCUAUCUCUUAUUUGGAGAAUUAACACAAUCAGACAUUCUAGUCAAUUUCGAUCAGAGUGCUGAUUCUGCUGUUGGUUCAUUCUUCAAUAGUUUAAUUCGUGUAAGCUAUGCACUCCACAUUAUGCUAGUAUUCCCUGUCCUGAAUUUCUCUUUGAGAGCCAACGUUGAUGAACUAUUCUUUCCCAAGAAGCCUCUACUAGCCACAGACAACAAGAGAUUUGUGAUUCUCACUCUUGUGCUCUUAGUAAUCUCCUAUCUUGCUGCUAUAGCAAUACCAGAUAUUUGGUACUUCUUUCAGUUUCUAGGAUCAACAACUGCACUGUCGCUUGCCUUUAUUUUCCCUGGCACUAUAGUUUUAAGGGAUGCUCUUAGAAUAUCUACAAGAAAGGACAAAAUAAUAGCACUGGUUAUGAUAAUACUAGCUGUAGUGUCAAGUGCAAUUGCAAUUUCCACCAACAUAUACAAUGCUUUUUAAGUAGCAAGUUAUAAAGUUGGUGUUCUCUUUUCCCUUUCUGUUGUUGUUGCUUUCAACUACAGAAAGUUUUUUUGGGAGAGAUAGGGUAUGGUAGGGGUAAAAACAUUCUAGGUGCAUUUUCUGAGUUUGGGAUGCCUUGCUGUAAAAAUCAUAUAUGUUGAAAGGAAGUGUUGUGUAUAAUAUCAAACAUCAAAGCAAUGAAACAUCAUGGCAAAAUUUGAGUUA